This is a messenger RNA of Vombatus ursinus (common wombat), 3221 nucleotides long. RefSeq names its product transmembrane protein 60 (gene TMEM60). The record is from RefSeq and is a predicted model, not a curated record. The transcript has 3 exons. Lineage: Eukaryota; Metazoa; Chordata; Mammalia; Diprotodontia; Vombatidae. Bases 408 to 812 code for a protein of 134 amino acids.
AGCCUCCGCCCCGGAUGUUGGGGAAGCUGAGACAGAAGAUUGAGUGAAGCUGUAAUUUUGCUGCUGCUCUAGGAUCCGGAACUGAAUGGUGCAGACCGCCUUUUUUCCCCCCUUAAUGUGACGAAUUCUGGAUUUAAUGGGGGAAAACGUGCGUGAAGUUCCCGGGGAUAUAACCUGACGAAUCCCCUAUCUUCAUUUCCCCUCUUGCCUUACGGUUGGCUGCAGUACCCAGUGUAUCACACGACAGGCCCUUCAGAGCCACUAUAAGUUUUGAGAAGGGGAGUAACAUGUUAAACACAGUAAUUUAAGAAGAGCUGGUAUUGGUGAACAGAAUAAUCUGGAAGAAUUGAUACCAGGGUAUAUUUAAUUUUUUCAACUGUCUGCAGCCAUCUCUCUAAACUGUUUAAAUGAGAAUGUCCCUGGCUCAGAGAGUACUGCUCACUUGGCUUUUUACAUUACUCUUCUUGAUCAUGUUGGUGUUGAAACUGGAUGAGAAAGCACCAUGGAACUGGUUCCUUAUAUUCAUACCAGUCUGGAUAUUCGAUACUAUUCUCCUUGUAAUGCUGAUUGUGAAGAUGGCUGGACGAUGUAAAUCUGGUUACAACCAUCGAAAUGGACCACGACAUAUGAAAAGAAAGGUCUGGUACUUCAUAGCGAUGUUACUUAAGUUGGCAUUCUGUCUUGCACUCUGUGCUAAACUGGAACAGUUUACUAACAUGAAUCUAUCGUAUGUUUUUAUUCCUUUAUGGGCCUUACUGGUUGGGGCUAUGACAGAACUCGGAUAUAAUGUCUUUUUUGCUCGAAGAGACUGACUUUUAACUAUGACUUUUCAAUAUAGCUUGCAGAACAGCGGGGGGAAGAAAGUAUUGUGGAUAUUUACAAACUUCAAGGCCACCAAGGAACUGAAAACCAUACCAAAUGCAGUUUUAUACUGUUUCAGUUAGUGUUAAAUCAAAUAAGUUAUUCAAGGACUUGAAGACAGCAUGAAAAGUAUUUAUUCUACAUUUGAAUUAUUAGUCUCCUUAUCCCUCCUUAUACUUGUAGAAAUAAAACUUUGUUUUGAACCAUAUUUUUAAAUGACUUCUUUAAAAAAACAUGAUAUAUUUCAAAGAUGUAAUAACCUUCGAAGAUCUAAUAAUCAAAAACGCAAAUCUCAUAUUGAUUAACACUUAUGAACCAAUCCAAGCCUAAUAGGACUUACUGGAAAAAAAGGAGCAAUGACUUGUAUAUGAGUAGGCAUCAGCUAAGUUACAUUCUCAUAAUGAACAACAAAGCUUGCUUAAAACAAAUGGCUUUUUUUUUUUUUUUUGCUGAAUAAUGGAGAAAAUUCUUAGGUAAGUACAGUCAGUCUGCUUUCAUGGUUUCAUUAAUUUAGGCAAAAUCAUACCGUUACCAUUUAAAACUUUUAAUGCAAAUGACAUUAAAAUUUAGCUUCGUUGGUAGAAGUGAUUUGAUAACAGAAAGAAAGGGAUUCCUUCCUAGUCACUCCCGACAGAAAGCAGGCCCUCUUGCAGAAGGGUGGGGAAAAACAGCUUUGGUACCUCCUGCCAUACAUACAUACAUUGUGGAUUGUUUAAGUAAUUCUUAGUAGACAAUGAAAACAUCUCAGAAUUUUUAUAUUUAAGUAGGAUUACUUAAGUAUAGUAUUAUAGCUUAGAUCUGUCCUUGGGUAGACAUUUACAGUGCAGAGUUUUUUCCCAACGCCCUGAAUUGAUAAUUACAUGCUGAGCUUGUUGAGGCAGCUUCUGAAAAAUCUGGCAAAGAAGUGCUUAAAAAUUAUUCUAAUAAUAAAUAUCUUUAUUGUAAUGACUAUAUUUUGAGAUUUAUCAGUAUGUUGAAAUUUUUAUAUGGGGUUUUUAUAGAAGACUAGACUGUCACACCAAUCUUCUCUUUACGUACAUAGUUACUACCCUUCUUUGGGCCCUUAUCUCUGUUGUGCUGUGGCAGCCACCUAAUAGUGUCCCUAAUUCCAGUCCUUUCCAUCUCCAGCCAGCCCUACAUGCAGCUUUGAAGUAAUCUUCUUAAGGUACAAUCUGACAUGACAGUUCUCUGCUCAGAAACUUGGCUCCCUCUUGCCUCAAUGGUAAAAUGCAAGCUCCUUAUUCCAACUUCUAAGGCCUUCCACAGUCUGAGUUCAAACUCCCUAUUCAGCUUUACUUCCUGUUAUAUCCCUUCACAUCCUUCACAAUCCAGCAGAACAUUUCGAAUGGCUGUUCCUCACCUUGAGAGGAGGCAGGAUGUUGGACUAACAGGUAUUCACAACAUUUCAUGACAGCAUUAUCUUCAGCAUCCUGGUAAAAAGAAGAGUCAGUGGACUAGGAUUCAAGCCCAGCCUGUGUGACCUGACAAGUCAUUGAACUUUUCUGGGCCUUAGUUUCCUCAUCUAUAAUUAAGGGGCUCACAGCAGCUAGAACUCUCGAGUUCUGUUCCAGCAUAGAGUCUGUGAUUUAAGUGAUCUCUGUCCCUGUGCAUUCAGCCAAACCAUCCCAUGUGCUUGAAAUGCACUCCUCUUUCUCGUCUGUGCCUCUCAGAAUCCUUCUCUCCCUCGAAGAUUCAGCUCAGGUGCCACUUCUGUGAAACAUUACCUGACCUUUGCCAGAUGUUAGUGGUUUUUCCUUCCUCAAAUUGCAUUGUAUUUGCUUCUCUGUUUACACUGUUAUUGUACCCUGACUUCCUUAGAAUGUGAACACCUCCAGGACGGGAGUUAUGUCUUUUUGUUUUAGUCUUUGCAUCCUCAGUGCCUUGUAUAUGGUAAAUGCUUAAUAAAUGUUUGUUUAAAUUGAAAUGACUAAGAUUUCAGAUCUAAAGAACCUACUUAGACCUCUAGCUUUUUGAAUUUUUUAAUAUAAUGCAGAAACAGAACUGGAGCUAAGUAACUUGCUGUUUGAAUCCAAUUAACUGCCUUCAUAUUUGGGGAUGAAAUUAAGUAUAAUAGUAAAUAUUGAUCACAGACUGUGUUCUAAACCUGAGCAAAUAAACCCUUAAAUGACUGAAGCAAUCCAAACCAAUUUCAAAUACUUCAACAAAAGGUAAUAGGAGCUUCAGCUAAAUAAAAUAAACCAGAAUUUGAAAUGCAAACAGUCAUACUUUCCAGUAAGAAAAAAAGAAGUAUAUCUCUUAACCCAGACUUACCUUGAACAUGUAUAUUCACUAAGACUCACUCAACUCAGCCAAAAACAGAACCAGGAGAAAAAAAAAAAAAGGCAGAGAUUCUGCAAAAA